AUGGGCCCCGGUCCCAGCUCAAGACAGUCUGCUUUGCCCAUGAAGACAAGGGAGAUACCCUCUUACGCUUCUAACCACAUUCUUCGUGCUUCUCAGCCUACAGGUCAUAGCAAUUCCGUUGUCCACCCAGCAGAAGUCUCCCGGCAGGCAUUGGUUGGUGAUACCUCUCCGUUUCUAUCAAUUGAUACGGGCAAUGCCAUGCCGAGAACUCCACGUCGUCCCAUCAGAGAUGCAGGAGGGCUUGGGGGCCAGAGCAAAGAGCGCAGAGUCGAAAAGCGGAAUGCGAAGCCUCCAUCUUCUGAGGAGCCACCGGAGCCACUUUCGAUAAUUGCGCAGCGUAUGUCCGAUGUUGCCGUCACAGAUGUCGCAACCUUUGCGAACCGAUCUGUUGAGGUCCGACAGUCGGAGUCCAUGGCGGCUGGAAAGGUGAAGCGACCGCUUAAUGCGUUUAUACUUUAUCGGAAAGCCUACCAAGAGGUUGCCAAAACUCAGUGCAAUCGCAAAAACAGCCAUCAGCAGGUCUCGUCUAUAUGUGGAGCCUCUUGGAACGCUGAGCCUCCCAGUGUCCUCGAACGUUUUAGGAAGCUGGCCAAAACCGAGAAGCAAAUGCACGAGGAUGCUUUCCCGACCUAUAAGUACGACCCGGUGCAGGCUAAGAAGCCGAAGGACGCCAUCGACCAGGAUUCCAGAGCAUGCGACGCGAGUGAUGGCGAGUCGAACGGUCGCACAAGACGAAGCGGCAGGCAGCGAACUGCUCGGGGGACAUCUCGGGGGCUACAGUCGCAGCUCCCGGGUGGUCCAUGGUCACAGUACCAGGCUCUUCCCUUCCAGGAGUGGUACACGCAUGGCAGCCUUCCAGCUGAGGCCACGCAAUACACGCCACGUGGGACUGGGCAGCGAGCUAACGACCAAUGUGCUGGCGUCUCGUACAGCCGUACCUCGUCCGAUCUACCCUUUCAGCCUUAUUCGACUUUCAUUGAUCCGCAUCUUGAUCCUUCUCUUCAGGCGGGGGCGCCAAAACCCCAUCAUGACCAGUUCUUGAGUGGCAAUCACGACAUGCUACCGGACUGGAUGUACGUCGGGGGUGGUCAAGAUGCAUCCACGUCGCUUGUGCCCGACUUGGACAUCGCGGGUGCGCACACUGCCUACCUGCAAGGGACCGAUGAUGACUGGCAGGUCGAGCAACUCGAGGAUGGGAGCCAUUUCAGUGACUGGAUGACCCAGGCAGGAACUGGUGAGCAACAGUAG
Molecule: messenger RNA, 1248 nt
Organism: Akanthomyces muscarius
Lineage: Eukaryota; Fungi; Ascomycota; Sordariomycetes; Hypocreales; Cordycipitaceae
Exons: 4
Coding region: 1-1248 (415 amino acids)
Biological process (GO): regulation of transcription by RNA polymerase II
Cellular component (GO): nucleus
Molecular function (GO): DNA-binding transcription factor activity, RNA polymerase II-specific; RNA polymerase II cis-regulatory region sequence-specific DNA binding
Source: RefSeq, a predicted model, not a curated record